AUGGAGAAAAACGCCUCCAGAAGACCACCCAGAGGAGAACCAAGGAGGCAACAGGCCUGAGAGCAAGCAAUCCACAUUCAAACCAUCUAAAGUUACCACGGUGAGAGACUGCUCCGACCAACUGCUCAGAGGGGGCCAAAAAAGUGGAGUGUACCUGGUGACCCCUGACCUCCGCAGCAGAAGUUUCCAGGUCCUCUGCGACAUGGAGCUGGAUGCGGGAGGAUGGACGCUGCUGCAGCGCAGACAGGACGGCGGCGUGAGUUUUAACCGCACCUGGGAUGAGUACCGAUCAGGCUUCGGGGAGCUGGAUGGAGGGGAGUUCUGGCUGGGCAACAACAUGAUGCACCUGCUGACCCGGGACAGGGACAUGGUGCUGCUGGUGGAGCUGGAGGGCUUUGAUGGCGUGAUGGAGUACGCAGAAUACGAGCACUUCAGGGUUGGAAGUGAAAGGAUGCGCUACAGACUGACGGUAGGCGCUUACUCGGGCACCGCUGGUGAUGCUCUCCGCUUCAGCAAAAGUUAUGAUCACAACAACAGGGCGUUCACUACGCCGGAAAGGGACAACGACCGCUAUCCAUCCGGAAACUGCGGGGCGUACUACAGUUCAGGCUGGUGGUUUGAUUGGGGAGCUACAAGGGAGUGCGAGAUGGGAUAUACUGGGAAACGUGGCGUAACAUAUCCACAGAGUAUUAUCCAACCAAUCAAAGGCAGUCAUUUAAAACUGUCAGGAUGAUGAUCAGACCAAUAAGCUUUGCACCAUGAACCUUGACUCUACCAGUGCAAGUUGAAAAAAAACAAAAAAACAUAAACCAUAAAUUUAAUAAAGCCGUCUAUACACAGUUAUUUUUUACUACUAACACAAGGCUACCGCCUUGUGGUGUUUGAUUCUGCAAUAAUCAUUUGUUCACAGGAUAAUAUGACAAUAACUGAGGAUGUACAUAGUUACAAAGGUAAUGAUUAGAAUUACAUUGUAACUUUUUAUAACAUUUUAAUACUAAUAUAUUUGUGUUUUUUUAUUAUUGGAAAUUAACAAUGAGAGACGGAAAUCUUUUUUUCAGUGUAUGUGACGCGUAUGAAGCAGUGGAUGAUCUUUUAUUAUUGAAUUACUGGAAAGCGAGUUGAAGGUUGAUUGAAGAUAUAUGUUUUUGUAAUAACAACUGUGUUGUUAGUGUUGUUAAAAAACAACAAAAAACAAAUAGGUUUUGCCUUUGUCUCUCAUUCUUUACGUAAAAGACACGUCUUUGAUGCUUUAUUUAGUACACAAGUUCCCAACAGCCUUUGUAGAGACUAACGUCACCUGCUCCGGUGAUACUGAUGGGACAACACUUAAAUUUAUAUUUAUACAUAUAUAAAUAUAUUUAUACAACACUGCAACUUCCUGCUUGUCAAGACAUUACAUUGUCUUACAUUGUCCCGGACUAAGACCGGAAGUAAAGUAUUUUGCCGUCAACAUAAAGGAACCAAAAAAUCUGGAGGAGGUUGCAGGCUGUUGGUAAUUUGGCAAAUUAUUCCAUCUAAAAUGGAUGAAAAUAGAGCUAUCCGCCCUGCGGCCCCAGAAAACAGGGCACCCAAAAGGUUGAGGCUUGAAGUGUUUCAUUGUAUGGAAAUUCAAUGUAAUUACAAUGAGUAAUUCAUGUAUUUGUGGAUAUCGACUACAAAGUCCAACAGGUGGGCUUUCAUGUCUAAUCUCUUAAAUUAGUAAAAAUAUAAUGUACAAAACAAACUUUGAAACAAAUCAUUGUCUCAAAAUAAAAUGGGUUUUAACAGAAA
This is a messenger RNA of Gasterosteus aculeatus aculeatus (three-spined stickleback), 1770 nucleotides long. Lineage: Eukaryota; Metazoa; Chordata; Actinopteri; Perciformes; Gasterosteidae. The record is from RefSeq and is a predicted model, not a curated record.